AUGGAUGAAUGUCCAUUAACAUUUGACGGAGCAUAUGGUCUUACUCAAGCCAAUCAUUCUAUUGAAUUUUGUCAAUAUGAAAAAGUUUGUGAAAUCCGAUUUUAUGAUCAUUUCACUAAAAAGCAUAAAUUAAAAGACGUUUGUGUUAAACGUUUAAUAGAAACUGUUGUUGAUAAUCUCGAUCCUAGAGCAACAAAAUUAUUUAAUGAAAAUGAAAAUAUAAUUGAUUAUUUUAGGAAAGUUCCUUGUCCUUUUAUAAACGAACCAUUUGACUUCUAA
This is a messenger RNA of Rotaria sp. Silwood1, 279 nucleotides long. The record is from the annotation of a GenBank genome assembly. NCBI's taxonomy places the organism in Eukaryota, Metazoa, Rotifera, Eurotatoria, Philodinida, Philodinidae.